ACAUUGUCAGGGAAAUAAGUCGAUAACAAGUCAAAAUCUUGCCUUGAAGAUUUGCUUUCAAAUUUUAUGGAGAUUGCUCUGAUAUAAAGAUAAAUUUGAGAUAAAUAAUUUCAGUUGUAAUUGCUAGACAAGAUGCUUAAGUUUAAUUUAAUAGUCGCUGUUUGCGAAAACUUUGGCAUCGGUUUCAAGGGCAAUCUCCCAUGGAAUCUCAAAUCGGAGCUGAAGUAUUUUAGUCGCACAACAAAGCGCGUCUGCGAUCCUUCCAAGCGCAAUGUCGUCAUCAUGGGCAGGAAUACCUAUAUGGGCGUCCCGCCAAGUAAGCGUCCACUGCCAGAUCGCUUGAACAUUGUGCUCAGCACAACGAUGUCUGCAGCCGAUCUGCCCAAGGAGGUUCUGCUGUGCCGCAGCCUGAAUGAAGCAAUGGAGACCAUCGAGAGCCCCGAAUGGUGCAAGCAGGUGGAGAAUGUAUGGAUUGUCGGCGGCAGUCGUGUCUAUGCCGAAGCAAUGGAUUCGGAGCGUUUCCAUCGCCUCUAUUUGACCAAAAUCCAUGAGAAAUUCGAAUGCGACACAUUCUUUCCCGAAAUCCCGGAUUGCUUUAAGGAAAUCCCACUCGACGAGCACACCCCAGACGGUAUCCAGGAGGAGGAUGGCAUUAAAUACGAGUACAAAAUUUUGGAAAAGCAAUAAUGUAAUAACAUAAAACAAUAAAAGCUGUCAAUUUAUUUAUUUCGGCCACGGA
Molecule: messenger RNA, 739 nt
Organism: Drosophila grimshawi
Lineage: Eukaryota; Metazoa; Arthropoda; Insecta; Diptera; Drosophilidae
Gene: Dhfr
Product: dihydrofolate reductase
Exons: 2
Coding region: 133-687 (184 amino acids)
Biological process (GO): folic acid metabolic process; tetrahydrofolate biosynthetic process; dihydrofolate metabolic process
Cellular component (GO): mitochondrion
Molecular function (GO): NADP binding; dihydrofolate reductase activity
Source: RefSeq, a predicted model, not a curated record